This is a messenger RNA of Solea senegalensis (Senegalese sole), 3333 nucleotides long. RefSeq names its product neurturin. The record is from RefSeq and is a predicted model, not a curated record. Lineage: Eukaryota; Metazoa; Chordata; Actinopteri; Pleuronectiformes; Soleidae. The transcript is spliced from 4 exons. Gene Ontology annotation, molecular function: growth factor activity; receptor tyrosine kinase binding; glial cell-derived neurotrophic factor receptor binding. Bases 599 to 1303 code for a protein of 234 amino acids.
CAGAGGCAUCAGAGAAGCUCUCUGCUCCACUUACAGUAACCACACUCUCCCUCCUCACUCGAACCCAUCUUCUUGACCCAACAGAGUUCUUCUGUGUUGAGCUGGAGAGGAGACCUGCAACCGGACAGAAGUUUGUGUGAAGAGGGGGACCCAAGGUUCUACAUGGAAAGAGGAUGAUGACAGGAGUUUUUCCUGAAGUGAACCAGAUGCCAAGUUGGCAGCUUCUCUAAACACCUAUCUCUCUCUCAUCGUUUUGGAUUGACCUGCCAUCAAGCUAUGAAGUCCCCACUUCUUUGUGAAGGAAUGUUGAUAGAGAUCUUUGCAACGUUAAAGAGCUGUGUGGAAGUGCAAAUAUGAUAAAAGAGUAGCACGGUGUGGACCCAAAUCAAGUCAGGACACCUCCCUUACUUGCAGGCACAGGGAGUUGAGAUGCUUUCCAGGGGAACAAGCGGGAAUCUUGUCCUCGCAUCUCGCCUGUGAAGAUGAUGGACUUACCGAACCAGCACUUGUGCCUGUGGAGGUCAGCUGAAGACGACGCCACGCAGCUAAGUCUGGAUUAGCCGGCCAAACGAGUUUCAAUGCUCCUCCACGUUCUAAGAUGAAGUUAUGGAAAGGUGCCACUUUUGCCUUCAUGCUCUGUGGUGCAGCCCUGUCCAUCCUCCUCAUUAGAAACAUGGCCACUAUUGGACAGUUCAAACCAAGGACAAAACAUCCAUACACAUUCUCAUCUUCUUCAACGUCAGAAUCAACACCUAGGACCUCACCGCUAUCACCCUCAUCCUCGGCGACGGCGGCACCCCGGCACAUGGUGGCUCUCCGCCGCAGUUCCCGCUCAGCAGAGAACAUGAACUCUCUCCUCUCAGACUUUUCCAUGAUGUUUCAGAGCUUCACAGAAAGUGAGCUUCAGCACAUGGUCGGGACUUUGCUGGACAGGAAGAGAAGAAAGACCCGGCGUCUGGGCGACAGCCAGGCCCGGAGGACUAAAAGAGCCCGCAGGCCCAAGCCCUGCUCUCUGAGGGAGCUGGAGUUGACUGUGAGUGACCUGGGUCUGGGCUACGAGAGCGACGAGACGGUGCUGCUGCGAUACUGCAGCGGCAAAUGCACAGCCCACCGGCAAAACUAUGACAUCACAAUGGAGCAUAUGAUGCGGUCGGGCUUCAGGGAGAGGGGGCGCAAGGACAAGGUCAGCAACGGGCCCUGCUGCCGGCCAAUCGCAUUCGAGAAAAACUUUUCCUUCCUGGACAAUAAGAGUCGCUAUCACACAAUACAGAACGUGUCGGCGAAGAACUGCGGCUGUGUAUGACCCCGAGAAAUGGACUUGUUAUUUCUUCAUGCUGCUCUCAGGCUUUGUUGGACGAGUUGAGCGAGGACGCUGUCAAAAGACAAAGGAAUAUUAACUCGAGAAGAGAAGAGAAGGAAGUGGAAUCUGUCGCUGCGGCCAUGUUUGACAGACUGGGUGUCUGUCACCAGAGUUUGGGAUUAAAAUCCCAUGGACAGCAAGUGCUGUGUUUGUGUGGAUUCCAUGUAAAAAAAAAAGACAUAACUGUUCAUGGCAAAACCCUUUUUACCAUCUUUUCUAUCUGUGUAGUAACACUGUAAAACUGUGGUGGAACAACAGCGUAGCAGCAUCCUUUGUGAUUUAGCCGUAGAACAUGGGAUAGACUCAUGAUGACCAUGAGCAAAUGGGGAAGUAGAUUAUUGCUGUUACUAAACUUCACAUUCACAAGUAUUAAAUCAAAGUCCAUAUCUUAUAGUGUCAUAAUAACAAUAAUAAUAAGAAUAAUGGUGACUGUAAAUCACUGUUCAGUAAAAAAAAAAGGUUCUCAAACAAACUACAAAUGAUGUUUACUUACUUAAAGUUCUGUAAAUCUGUGUUGGACGUUGUGACCUGUUUGUAUGCAUUACUGUUACUGACUGCAGUGUUAUUACACAGGUGGAAAGAAGAAGUUCAUAAUAAGUUAUUCUUAUUAAUAAUAAUAAUAAUAAUAAUAAUAAUAAUAAUAUGAUGAACGAAAAUCCUUUUCUAUAGCCCAAGAUUUGAUCCCCACUUUUCCUCCGUCUUUUGUAUAUUGAUAAUGUGUAGAUUAACAACAAGGGCCUGCUUCCCAACACAUGGAUUAUAACUCACACUCAAAGAAGCUGCCAACACAAGUCAAGUCUUUAAAAAAUAAAUAAAUAAAUAAACAAACAUGUCUAACAUUGCAAUUACCCACAACAUCCUCUAGGAUUGCCAAAAAGCACAAAGUCAAUUUGGAGUUUGUGAUUCACUCACAAACUCAGAUUUCCUGUCCCAGGUUAUAAAAUGGAAUCGUCUCUGGGUUUAAUUGGCGAUUGUUUACACUCUCAGUGGAAAAUGCAUUUCCUCACUGACAGAAAAGUAAAUAUGAAGUAGAGACGUGCUUGUACCCAUUCAUACGAGCAGAAGCCCACAGUGCAGCCUUCCACUGGCCCAUGGAAUGCCUCCUUGUUGUAUUUGCCUAGUAGAAAAUAAGCUGUUGAAAUGAAUUAUGAAGCAUCUUUUUCACCUUCUAUCUUUCUCUGGUUUGAACCCAUCGCAAAUGUUUGCCUGAAGUACGAUGUUUUUUGUUUUUCUGAGAAGGUGCAGUGCGCGGCGUGGAUGCGGUGCAUCUUUAUUUGUAGUUUAUAUUGUAUUUAUUUGGGAAGUAAAUUAUGGUUUUGCAUAUUUAUUUAGAGUAGCACACAGAAAAGGGACAGCUUUUUAUCAUUAAGCAACUGUGCCAAAAAAUGUUUUAUCUAACAUUCUAUAUUGACUGCUGAAUAAACGUUAUUUCAGAGCUAUGGAUGUUCAUCAUUUCUCCCAAAUGAUUGGUCUCUAGGUCUGGAAUAUUCUGUACUCAGAUUGUAUUUAAAAAUAAAUAUGUAAUAAUAAAACUAUUAUCAUUCAAGGUCCUAUUAAUAUAGCAAUUUGAACUCUAUGGAGCAAUGUGAGGAUUAGAGCAGCAGCAGCAGGAGGACGUGCUGACACUAAAUGAACCAUAUACAGUAUAUGAGGUUCAUGCGUCAGUGAGGCUGUCUCUGAAAUCCUCUGUCACAUCUGUACUAACCUGACAUUAGCGUACACAACAGGGAGCGUGAAAACUGAAAACUGAAAACUCAUCAGCAGUCAGAGGAUGUGACCGUGAUAAACUGAGAAGAAAAAGAAAGCAGAAGAGGAGAAAAAUCUUCUUCUUCUUCUUCUUCUUCUUCUUCUUCUAAAUAUGAAAGGUCACGUGAAGUCAGCCGUGAACUAACACAUGUCACCCCUGCCUUCAAAGGUACAUCUUAUUCCUCUGCUCCUCUGUUGUCAUUAUAUCAUUAAAAUAAUUACCCAUC